This is a messenger RNA of Peronospora belbahrii, 342 nucleotides long. NCBI's taxonomy places the organism in Eukaryota, Oomycota, Peronosporomycetes, Peronosporales, Peronosporaceae. The record is from the annotation of a GenBank genome assembly.
AUGAGAAUCAAGGUCUUGGAAAAAUGGGCGGGUGGUUUUGGCUGGGUGGUUGCAUGUAUUCGGCGUCUAAGAGGCCUACAUUGGCUUCCAGUAUGUCGCACCAAGCACUAUGCAGACCACGGGCAGGACUCACCUCAACAACUGCUGCAACGACAAGCUAUCUACCUGUGUUUCUCUGCUAGUUGUCUUCGCGAACAUGAGAAUGAAUUACGAGGACUCCCUUAUUGUCAGCCAGCGCGUAAACGACGAGAAACUAUUUCGCCACUUCGGAGUCAUCCAUCACCCGGUAAAGGACGGCGUUCCAACAAUGAAGCGUGGAGACAUCAUCACCGAGAAAGAUGA